AUGCUACUCUUGUCCAUCGCAACCCUGGCCUCCGUGGCGGCGGCCUCCCAAUGCGGCCUCAAGAAGCUCGAGAACCUGGUGACGUUCGGCGACAGCUACACCGACGAAGGCCGCCUCGGCUACUUCAUCAACAACAACGGCUCCGCUCCGCCCCCGGGCACGCUGCUCCCGCCGAGCAAUUCCACCGCGAGCGGCGGCUACGCCUGGGGCCGGUUCGUCGCCAACUCGACGGGUGCCAACUACUACAACUACGCCGUCAGCGGCGCCACCUGUUCCAAUGAGAUCAUCUCCCGCGACUUCGCCGCCAUCCGCCAGCCGUUCCCGUCGGUCCUGGAAUACGAGAUCCCAGCGUACAAGGCCGACACAGCGUUCGAGACGCUCUACCCGAACAGGGCGGCCAAUAACACGGUGUACACGCUCUGGAUCGGCACCAACGACCUGGGAUACGGCGCCUUUCUCACCGACUCCAACACGGCAGGAACGACCCUUUCCAGCUACGUGGACUGCGUCUGGGAGGUGUUCGACAACGUCUACUCGACGGGUGGGCGGCACUUUGUCCUCCUCAACAUUGCGCCGCUGGAGCAGUCACCCCUCUACGCCGCCACUGAGCUCGGCGGUAUGGGAGACAGCCAGUUCUGGCCCAACAAGACGGAGUACAACACGACCGAGUACCAGUAUAAGAUGCUCGAGUACAGCACCAGCGUCAACACCAUGUUCGAUUACGGCGCGCCGUUCCACCUUUUGGUCAAGAAGCGCUGGCCGGGAGCGAGCUUCUCCGUCUUCGACGUCCACAGCCUGCUGCGCGACAUCCACGCCGAGCCGUCAAAAUACUUGUCGUCGCCGGCAAACGUGACGGGGGUCUACCGGGUAUGUGACCCGGUGACGAGAGUGUGCGUGGACUCGUCGGAGGCCAAGUCGAGCUUCCUGUGGUACGACGAGUUGCAUCCUUCCGAGCGUGCAGAGGAGAUUGUGGCCCAGCAUUUUAUCGACGUUGUCUACGGCAACUCGACGUACGGUACGACCUACGCGUCCUAA
Molecule: messenger RNA, 1035 nt
Organism: Colletotrichum higginsianum IMI 349063
Lineage: Eukaryota; Fungi; Ascomycota; Sordariomycetes; Glomerellales; Glomerellaceae
Product: Acetyl esterase
Exons: 2
Coding region: 1-1035 (344 amino acids)
Molecular function (GO): hydrolase activity, acting on ester bonds
Source: RefSeq, a predicted model, not a curated record